This is a messenger RNA of Aptenodytes forsteri (emperor penguin), 1472 nucleotides long. RefSeq names its product mediator complex subunit 27 (gene MED27). Gene Ontology annotation, cellular component: mediator complex. The record is from RefSeq and is a predicted model, not a curated record. The transcript is spliced from 11 exons. Gene Ontology annotation, biological process: regulation of transcription by RNA polymerase II. Gene Ontology annotation, molecular function: transcription coactivator activity. NCBI's taxonomy places the organism in Eukaryota, Metazoa, Chordata, Aves, Sphenisciformes, Spheniscidae. The coding region runs from base 1 to 1095 and encodes 364 amino acids.
AUGUCAGGCAGCCCAACUGCAUCCAGAGGAGAUCGUGCAAGUAGUAUCCAUGAAGACCGGAACCACUGCUCUGCCACAUCUCACCGAGGUCAUCGUGGAGCAGCUGUGAAAACGGUCCUGAGUAACAUGGGCCAUAGGGUGAAAAGAACUGGCGGUGGCAUUGGAAACAUAAGCAGCCCCUACAAAAUCCGACUGGUACUACUUAGUGUUAUGAUGGCAGUCUCGAACUUUGCAGUGCUUUGCAAACAUUCGCCGGCCGUGAGGGGGCUUCCCUUCCCCCCCGCGUCGGUGUCGGGCUCCCGGCCCUGCGGUGGCGGCGCGUCGGGGAGAGGCCUCCCGGGCCUCCCGCGCCGCGACCUGGGUGAACUGGAGCGUCUGAGCAACCUAGUUGGUAAACCAUCUGAGAACCAUCCCCUGCACAAUAGUGGACUGUUGAGCCUAGAUCCUGUUCAGGACAAAACACCUCUUUACAGCCAACUUCUUCAAGCCUACAAAUGGUCAAAUAAGUUGCAGUACCAUGCAGGGCUAGCAUCUGGCCUUUUGAAUCAGCAGUCUUUGAAACGUUCAGCCAACCAGAUGGGAGUAUCUGCAAACUGCAGACCAAAAGCCCAGCCAACAACUCUUGUCUUACCUCCUCAAUAUGUUGAUGAUGUGAUCAAUCGCAUUGAUAGGAUGUUCCCUGAAAUGUCUAUCCAGCUAUCCCGGCCAAAUGGAACCUCAGCAAUGCUUCUGGUUACCUUAGGAAAAGUGUUAAAAGUGAUAGUGGUGAUGCGGAGCCUCUUCAUUGACCGGACAAUAGUAAAAGGGUACAGUGAAAAUGUCUAUACUGAAGAUGGCAAGCUUGACAUAUGGUCUAAAUCCAACUAUCAAGUUUUUCAGAAGGUGACAGAUCAUGCAACCACUGCUCUGUUGCACUACCAGCUGCCUCAAAUGCCAGAUGUGGUAGUCAGAUCUUUCAUGACCUGGUUAAGAAGUUACAUAAAGCUGUUCCAGGCUCCAUGCCAGCGCUGCGGAAAGUUUCUGCAGGAUGGCCUGCCACCCACAUGGAGGGAUUUCCGAACACUUGAAGCUUUUCAUGACACUUGCAGGCAAUAGUAGCCCAGCCCAGCCGUUGGUAACGCGAGGAGAGAACAAUCUGUCGGGCUCGGAAGAGAACUGAUGGUUUAAUAGGUGGUUCAAUUUCUGAACCUUUCAUCCUGUACUAAGUAGUGAGGUUGCACUAAUACAUUUGACUAUUUAAAAGCCAUCAGUCUGCAAGGUACGUGUGAGACUAAUGUAUUUUGAAGAAGAUGGUAAGAAGCUGUGUGUGAUCGCUUGAUGCUUCUGAGCUGAAAUGAUAUGUCUGGGGAGAUCUGACAGUAAUAAUCGUUAUUCUAAACCUUAAUGAAAAUAUCUGUGUACAGUUAGUGUUUUGUGACAGAAUUUGCAAUGUUGAAGACUUUUAUAAGAUUGAAAUAAAUUUUGUAUUCCAG